GGAAAAAGAGUUCUGUUUUUUGGUUUGCGGUAUUCAGUUCCCACAGAGAGAACAUUGAAAGAAGCGAGGAUGGCCGGAGGAGGAGGAUCAGUGAAGGAAGUUGGAUCAAAGGGAGAGCUCGACAAGAUAGUCGGCGACGGGUCACCGGCGAUUUUGCACUUUUGGGCAACAUGGUGUGAAGCUUCUAAGCACAUGGACCAAGUCUUUUCUCACCUUUCUACUGAUUUCCCACAUGCCCAUUUUCUCAGAGUUGAAGCUGAAGAACAGCCUGAGAUAUCUGAGCUGUACUCUGUUUCUGCUGUUCCUUUCUUUGUGUUCUUCAAGGAUGGUAAGGCUGUUGAUACGUUGGAAGGGGCUGAUCCUUCUAGUUUGGCCAACAAGGUUGCAAAAAUUGCUGGAUCAAUCACUCCUGGGGAUCCUGCAGCUCCUGCUAGCCUAGGGAUGGCUGCAGGUCCCACUGUUCUUGAAACAGUUCAGGAAUUGGCUAAAGAAAGUGGCGCUCCUCAAGUUGUAAGUUCUGGUCUUGAUGAUCGGCUGACAACGCGACUUCAGCAGCUGGUUGCUUCUCAUCCAGUAAUGCUUUUCAUGAAAGGAAACCCUGAAGAACCCAAGUGUGGUUUUAGUCAGAAAGUUGUCGAUAUUUUGAAGAAAGAGAAUGUCAAAUUUGGAAGUUUUGAUAUUCUGACGGACAAUGGGGUCCGGGAGGGGUUGAAGAAAUUUUCCAAUUGGCCAACAUAUCCUCAACUGUACUGCAAGGGUGAACUUGUUGGUGGUUGUGAUAUUAUUAUAACUAUGCAUGAGGCUGGUGAACUUAAGGAAGUUUUCAAGGAUUACGGGGUAGAUACUGCUGGUGAAAAAGGUGGCAUCUCUGAACCAUCUGGCUUGAGUGCUGCCCUGACUACUCGUCUUGCGGGUCUGAUAAAUUCUAACCCGGUUAUGCUGUUUAUGAAAGGAACACAUGAUGAACCCCGGUGUGGAUUCAGCAGAAAGGUGGUGGAUAUUCUUAAACAGGAGAAAGUAGAGUUUGAGAGUUUUGACAUUCUUACUGAUGAUGAAGUCCGUCAAGGACUGAAAGUUUAUUCCAACUGGUCUAGCUAUCCGCAGCUGUACAUAAAGGGUGAACUUAUUGGUGGAUCGGACAUAGUACUGGAGAUGCAAAAAAGUGGCGAGCUUAAGAAGGUUCUUGCUGAGAACGGGAUUCACGAGAAAGUCAGUCUUGAAGACCGUUUAAAGAGUAUAGUAAAUUCUUCACCUGUAAUGCUCUUUAUGAAGGGUACACCAGAUGCUCCAAGAUGUGGUUUCAGCUCCAAGGUUGUAAAUGCUUUGAAGGAGGAAGGGGUCGAGUUUGGAUCCUUUGACAUUCUAUCCGACGAAGAAGUGAGGCAGGGAUUAAAGACCUUCUCCAACUGGCCAACUUAUCCACAGCUGUAUUACAAAGGCGAACUGGUAGGAGGAUGUGAUAUCGUGCUGGAACUGCAAAGCAGCGGUGAACUGAAGUCAACAUUAUCUGAAUAGAAGAAGCAACGGACCAGGUUCCGUGUAUCAGCCAUAACAUGUUAGCUGUCUCCCAGGUCUUACAUUUUGUGUCAACGUUAUUUCAUGGUGGCUGAACUGCCAAGAAUUCAUGUUACUAGAGUAAUAGAGUUACAUUCUUAGAGACGGUUAAUGUUGUGUCUUUGGAGACCUUAUCUUUCAAUUUUUUGGUUCUCUUUCCUUCAGCUACGCGAUGAGUUUGUUAUGACAUUUAACUUGUAGAUUAAUUUGAGAAUUUAGAUUAUUGUUAUGACA
This is a messenger RNA of Nicotiana attenuata, 1788 nucleotides long. Its product is annotated as monothiol glutaredoxin-S17. Bases 70 to 1515 code for a protein of 481 amino acids. Lineage: Eukaryota; Viridiplantae; Streptophyta; Magnoliopsida; Solanales; Solanaceae. The record is from RefSeq and is a predicted model, not a curated record. The transcript has 3 exons.